AUGGCUGCAGUCUCAGCAGCUCCAAACAACAGCGUUACAUAUUACUACAUCAAAAUAAAACAAGGAACCUACAAUGAAUACGUCCAAAUCGAAAGCUGGAAAACGAAUAUCGUUUUCAUCGGAGAAGGAAUGGACAAAACCAUAAUAUCCGGAGAUAAAAGUUAUGGUGCAGGCAUCGGGACAAUGUAUACUGCAACUGUGGGGGUGAAUGGCCAAGGCUUCGUAGCCCAAGGAAUCACUUUUAGGAACAUAGCUGGACCUAAAAUGCUACAGGCAGUAGCAUUAAGAGCAGAAGCAGAUUUUCUUACCUUCUAUCAAUGCCGUUUUGAGGGUUAUCAAGAUACUCUAUACACAAAGUACGGUAGACAGUUUUAUAGGGAUUGUGAUAUCUUGGGCACCAUAGACUUUAUCUGCG
Molecule: messenger RNA, 415 nt
Organism: Nicotiana tabacum (common tobacco)
Lineage: Eukaryota; Viridiplantae; Streptophyta; Magnoliopsida; Solanales; Solanaceae
Source: RefSeq, a predicted model, not a curated record